Molecule: messenger RNA, 2665 nt
Organism: Indicator indicator
Lineage: Eukaryota; Metazoa; Chordata; Aves; Piciformes; Indicatoridae
Gene: DENND6A
Product: DENN domain containing 6A
Exons: 20
Coding region: 1-1773 (590 amino acids)
Cellular component (GO): recycling endosome
Molecular function (GO): guanyl-nucleotide exchange factor activity
Source: RefSeq, a predicted model, not a curated record
AUGUCGCUGCGGGAGCCGAGUCCGUGCCGCGCCGUCGAGGCCGGAGAGGAUGCGGCGGCGGCGCUGGCGGAGCCGGAUGGUCCGGACCCGUGCUUGGCGCUGCUGCCCUGGGACCGCUUCUCGGCCUGGCUGCACUGCGUGUGUGUGGUGGGCUUUGACCUGGAGCUGGGCCAGGCGGUGGAGGUGAUAUAUCCUCCACAUUCAAAACUCACAGAUAAAGAGAAAACCAAUAUUUGCUAUUUGUCUUUUCCAGAUUCUAAUUCAGGUUGUCUUGGGGAUACACAGUUUUGUUUUAGGUUUCGACAAUCUCCUGGAAGGAAAGUCUCAUUGUGUUGUUUUCUGGACCAAUUGGAUAGAGAUCUGCCAGUUUACUUAAAGAAAGAUCCAGCAUAUUACUAUGGUUAUGUGUAUUUCAGACAGGUUCGAGACAAAUCGUUAAAAAGAGGCUACUUCCAGAAGUCACUGGUCCUGAUCAGCAAGCUACCUUAUAUCCAUCUCUUUCACACUAUGCUGAAGCACAUAGCACCAGAAUACUUUGAGAAAAGUGAAGCUUUCCUGGAAGCAGUUUGUAGUGAUGUUGAUCGUUGGCCACCACCAAUUCCAGGGAAAAUACUACACUUGCCUAUCAUGGGCAUUAUAAUGAAGCUGCAGAUUCCAACAUAUCGUGACAAGCCUGGAACAACACCAAUAGUACAGGAUAUGCACCAGGCCGACGCUCAGAUCUCCAUGCCUCUACUGACUGUUCAUGAAGUAAAUCUUUUCAGGUGUUUCUGUCCAGUGUUCUUUCACGUCCAGAUGCUUUGGGAACUAGUACUGCUAGGGGAACCACUUGUCGUGAUGGCACCAUCACCAUCAGAAUCUUCAGAAACUGUGUUGGCGCUUGUUAGUUGCAUUUCACCAUUGAAGUACUGCAGUGAUUUCAGGCCAUACUUCACCAUACAUGACAGUGAGUUCAAAGAAUAUACAACUCGCACGCAAGCCCCACCAUCUGUCAUUCUAGGGGUGACAAAUCCUUUUUUUGCUAAAACACUUCAGCAUUGGCCUCACAUUAUCCGAAUUGGAGAUAUUAAACUUCCAGGUGAAGUUCCAAAGCAGGUGAAAGUGAAAAAGCUGAAGAACCUAAAAACUUUGGACUCCAAACCAGGUGUUUAUACCUCUUACAAGCCAUACUUGAACAAGGAUGAAGAAAUAGUUAAACAGUUACAAAAGGGUGUCCAGAAGAAGCGUCCUAUGGAAGCCCAGAGCGUGAUCCUGCGGCGGUAUUUUUUGGAGUUGACAGAAAGUUUCAUUAUUCCAUUAGAGCGUUAUGUGGCAAGCCUGAUGCCUUUGCAAAAAUGCAUAUCACCGUGGAAGAGCCCACCACAGCUGAGGCAAUUUAGCCAAGAUGACUUCAUGAAGACACUGGAAAAAGCAGGACCACAGCUCACAUCAGGUUUAAAAGGAGACUGGAUAGGACUUUACAGGCAUUUUUUGAAAUCGCCAAACUUUGAUGGUUGGUUUAGAAGCCGGCAGAAAGAAAUGACACAGAAGUUGGAGGCCCUACAUUUAGAAGCACUCUGUAAUGAGAACUUGGUUUUUUGGAGUCAGAAGCAUACUGAAGUGGAAACAGUGGAUCUUGUCUUAAAGUUGAAGAAUAAACUGUUGCAGGCUGACAGAGAACAUCUUCCUGUGAAAACUGACACACUGAAAAAGCUGGAGACACACAUCAAUGAUAUUAUAAGAGCACUUCCAGAUGACUUACAGGACAUUUUGCUCAAAACUGGCACAACGUGAUUUCUACUGGGCUUUUUGCUUGCACAGGAAACAAGGCAAAUACAGUUUCACAGAAGACAGUGACUUGACUUGUGUUCAGAACACAGCUGUAAAUGUAUUAUAACAACACUACAAAUGGACUGUACUAAUUGUAUAGCCACUGUAGCAUUCUCACUGUUUUUUCCACUUAAAUACCGAUGCAACUAAAGGAAUUCCUGUAUCUAAUAAUGUCUGAAAUAAGUGCUCUUAAAGAAAACUCUGUGGGCAUAUGAAACUAUACCACAGUAUAGGACCAAGGCGCAGUGCUGGCAUUGCAGAAUGUUUUCCAAUUGGUGCUGCUAUACCCAAUCCUGUUAACUCAGGGGUAAGCAAUACUCAUCCUGUACUGUUCUGUUGAUGUACUACCCAGUCGCUUUUCUUUCCUUCUAGUUUUUAACUAGUGGUAAGUCCAAGUAGCAUAUUCUGUGAUUUGGUCAAAUUAUAUUGUAGCUGAGGCAUUUUACUAGUAAAUCUUAGCUUUCAAAACUGUUUCGGGGCCAGCUGAAACAGUUGGAUCUAUCCUUUACUUUCUUCCUUUCUCCUUCUUACCAUCUUUCCAAAACCGUAUUAGUUUAGCAUCUUUCAAGAUGAGAAGGCAGCUGACAAACAUUUCCUGAAAGGAAGUCUCUAUCAUUCCAUGUCAGUUAAUUAGGGUGCUCUUAUUGACCUGCCUUAAAUUAUAACUGUGUAACUGGUGGUUUUAAACUGCUGACAUGCAGGAUUUAAAGUGGAUUGCUAGCGUAAAUGUAAGCAUGCAAUAUCCAUCGCAGGAAAUAAACACAGUGGUGUUCUAAUAGGACUUUCAAAAUCCGUGAUUUCAGUAGGGUUAGCUGACAUACGGUCUGUUUCAGUUGGUGAUCAUAGCAGUCAGCUU